AUGGAGAUGAAUAAGGGAGAAGCAGAGAAAUGCUUAGAGAUCGGCAAGAAACAUCUCCGUCUUGGCAAUUGGGAAAAGGCAAUCAAAUUUUUUGAUAAGUCACAUCGGAUGUAUCCAUUGGCGGGUGUAGAAGCUUUGCGCAAUCGUGCUUUAAGCGAGAUGAAGAAAGCUUCCGCAUCUCGAGCGCGUCCAACGUCACCACGUGGUAGUACAUCGUCUAGUGCGGGAGUACGACACCGAUCGGAAGCUUCUGCGCCAUCGAGAUCCCCAUCGUCGGAGUCGCAGCGGCCAUAUACGGCUGAACAGCUGCAGACGGUUCGUCAGAUUAAAGCUUGUAAGACCCAUUAUGAGGUGUUAGCCGUACAACAGAAUGCUACGGAGAGCGAGAUCAAAAAAGCUUACCGCAAGUUAGCGCUUAAGCUACAUCCUGACAAGAAUAGCGCUCCAGGAGCAGAAGAUGCAUUUAAGGCUGUGGGAAAGGCUUUCGCGGUAUUAAGUGACCACGACAAACGUGCUCAUUAUGAUCGUUACGGUGAUGAUGCACCGGUACAGCAACAGGGACGCAGAUACGCUCAGGACGAAGAAGUUACACCGGAAGAAAUUUUCAACAUGUUUUUUGGUGGCGGCUUUCGUCCACAUCCAACACCACAGUUUACUAUUCAACGUACAACGCAAAUGGCGAAUGUUGUCAAAGGCAUUCCCUACUAUGUCGAGCACGACUUUAACCAGCGGUACACGACUCAUUGGCGUGAUCUCUCACGAGUGGAACAAAUGGUGGAACAGACGUUUUUGUCAAGGCUAUCGGAGAAUUGCGAAAAUUUAAAAUCGCGGCAAAAACGGCUGAUUUACCGUGCCCGAAACGCGCCAAGUGAAGAUCGGGAAACUGCGAUGCGAAAAGCAUUGGAGAUGAAGAUGCCUCCUUGUGACGAGCUGCGUAGACUUCGGCGAACGCGACGCUAUUGA
Molecule: messenger RNA, 963 nt
Organism: Plasmopara halstedii
Lineage: Eukaryota; Oomycota; Peronosporomycetes; Peronosporales; Peronosporaceae
Product: Molecular chaperone (DnaJ superfamily)
Exons: 3
Coding region: 1-963 (320 amino acids)
Biological process (GO): cellular response to misfolded protein
Cellular component (GO): endoplasmic reticulum membrane
Molecular function (GO): Hsp70 protein binding
Source: RefSeq, a predicted model, not a curated record